CCCAGUGGGUCCUUGCAGCAAACUUGAAGCGGUUCAUCAGAUACGUGGAAAUGCUUCAUUAAAGAUGAAGCCCAUUCUACCGUGACAUGUCGGUCCUGAAAUACAACAAAUGCCCACAUCCUCUCAUUGGCAAUGGACAACUGCAAGAGAGAAAUGGAGACAACAACAGCUUUCAACAGCUUUACAAGCAAAGACUAUGAACAGACUUCGGAAUAAAUAUAGCCCAUGACCUGACCGAUGAGUGAACCAGGCUGUGGUUACAGUACAGACAAUCUACUUGUUUCUUAUCAGCUGUUGCGUUGUCGGAGUAACGUCAUUUCUUCCUGUAUUACUAUAUUGUGUUCAGCCCCGCUGUAUCUCGGUCAAAGUUACAAGAGGAAGGCUUUAAAAGAGGGAGUCCUUUUGUCCAGCGUCACUAUUACCGGUAGUAUCGCAGUCCACUCCGAGGCGACCAUGAAGUCAAAUGAAAAGCAAACUUUUUUCUUUUUAGUGACUUUUUGUGUUUUAUUUCUGGGUCUCGGUGCAGACCCACAAGCACCUGAGGUCCACACAAAGCUCGGGAGCCUGAGAGGUGAGUAUGUGAGUGUAAAGGGGAAGGAGACUGGAGUCCAUGCUUUCCUGGGAGUGCCAUUUGCAAAGCCACCCCUUGGCGCUUCCCUGCGACUGGCCGCACCUCAGCCUGUAGAAGCAUGGGAGGGAGUAAGAAAAGCUACCCGACAACCGCCCAUGUGCAUUCAGAAUAGAAAAGUUAUGGUGGAUCUGGUUGAUAACGUGGAAUUCUUGGUGGAUGACCUGCCAGACGUUUCAGAAGACUGUCUCUACCUCAACAUCUACACGCCUGCAAAUAGAGCGCAUGAUGCCAAACUCCCAGUCAUGGUGUGGAUCCAUGGUGGGGGCUUCAUUUUGGGCUCAGCUUCUGUGUAUGAUGGCUCUGCCCUGGCUGCUUACCAGGAUGUGGUUGUGGUUCUGGUCCAGUAUCGCUUGGGACUUCUGGGUUUUCUCAGCACUGCAGAUGAACAUGUGCCAGGGAACUUUGGCCUGUUGGACCAGGUAGAAGCUCUGAGGUGGGUCCAGCAGCACAUUCACAACUUUGGAGGAGACCCAGAUUUAGUUACCAUAUUUGGAGAGUCUGCUGGUGGAGUGAGCGUAUCCCUCUUGCUUCUUUCUCCAUUGUCCAAUGGCCUGUUCCACCAUGCCAUUGCAGAGAGUGGCACAGCUUCAAUGGACAUACUUAUAGAUGAAAAUCCUCUUCCGGCAACGCAGAUGGUCGCAAAUUCAUCUGACUGUAGCCUCGAGAGCACAAAGAGCAUUGCUGGUUGCAUGAAAAACCUUGAUAUUGAAACUAUAGUUGCAGUUGGGCAGGAUGAAAGAGCGAGAUUUCCCUUAACUGUUGAUGGACACUUCCUGAAAAAAUCUGUGGCCGAGUUGUUCAGUAAACACGAACUCCUCACUGUACCGUUCAUGACUGGCGUCAAUAGUGAUGAAGGAGGGUGGCUACUUGCUAAUGCCUUUGGUGGUUCAAACUGGACAGAAGGAGUAGAUCGGGAACACAUUACAAACAUGUUGUCAAUAAUCUACCCGGAUCCUAAAGAUGCCAUCAUGAGGGACAUGAUAGCAGACGAGUAUGUUGGAAAUGGUGACGAUCGUGUGAAAAAUAGAGAGGGGUUCACUGAGUUAAUUGGAGAUUUAUUCUUUAACAUUCCAGCCGUUAAAGCGGCUAAUGCACACAGAGAUGCAGGUGCGGCUGUAUACCUGUACCAGUAUCAGUAUACUCUCAAUGUACUGCAGAAGAAAAGGCCCAACUUUGUUGGGAGUGACCAUGGAGACGAAAUCUUGGCGGUGUUGGGAUUGUGCUUCACAACUACCCAUGUCAAAUUGCCUGAGCCAUGCCUUGAAGAAGAGGAACAGUUUAGCAGAGCCCUGAUGAGCUACUGGGGAAAUUUUGCACGCAAAGGAUCUCCUAAUGGGAACGGACUAGUCCAUUGGCCAAAGUAUGGGGCAGAAGAGAAGUACCUGGCAAUCGAUUUAAAGGCGCAAGUUGUUGGUCAGCACCUGAGGAAGGAGAAGUUUGUCUUUCUGACUCAGACAGUCCCAGAGAAAACAAAACAGUUAAAGGAGGAUGUGGAUCACUCCGAGCUGUAGACCAGGCACACCCAUCACAAUUGAUUUACAGAAAGUCUACAACCAGUGUUUUUUAAACACAUUAGAUAUAAAAUGUUUUAAAAAAACAAUGAUCACUAUGAGAGCUGAUGAUUUUCAUGACACUAAUUCUUUAUUAAUCACAGGUUUUCUGAAAUGGAGAAUGGUUAAAUCUGCACCAAUUAGAGUGUUUUUUUGCAUACUUCAGGAGGAAAAUGGUAAAAAAUAAACUAAAAAAAAAUGAUUCGAUGAUUUUCAUUUCAUCACAGGUUUUCUGAAAGUUUAUGUUUACGAAUGAAAAUUAUUAAAUGUGCAAAAAGCUCUUUGAAAAUAUAUGAAAGAAAAUUCCUAAAUUUCUAUGUGGAAACACAAUUUUCUUGUACUAUGAGUUUUAUAAAUGUUCACAUAUGCAAAUUAGGUAUCAUCUAAUUAAGUUGUAGUUUACAGAUAUUUCCCAUAGACAAAAUCUAGUAAAAUUAGCACAAGACUUGUAGACUUAUAGAGAGACAUGUUGUAGGAAUUUUGUGGCAGAUUAGUCAACUUUACUUGUCAACUUUACGUCAUGCGAGGAUGACGUAAUGCGUGUCGCCGAUCACGUGACAAUAACAACACGCACGAUGGAACGAAUAUUCACCAAUUCACCUGAUUUAGACGCUAUUGACUGUGUCGAUGUAGGCUGAACAUACCUGCAGCGAACAGCAUAACAGUAUAGUAGACUAUAACAUGAGUAACUAAAGCUAUCGAUAAGUCAAAAUGUUCAGUUCUGUAGUGCUAUCAUAAGAUAAGAAAUAUCUAUGUCUACAGUCCUGUGUGUAUGCAGAUUCUGGGUCCACCUUUCGACAGGUCCAGAUGCUGAACUUAAGAUGAAAGUAGUUUUUGUUGUGUGAAGUUACAAAUUUUAUUUCAUUAUAAUUAAAAUUCCACUGUGACACUGAAGUCCUGUGUAAUGAUGUGAUUCACAAACAACCCACUGGAAAGAAAAAAUAAAGAUGUGACAAAGA
Messenger RNA from Mugil cephalus (flathead mullet), 3140 nucleotides. RefSeq names its product cocaine esterase-like. The transcript is spliced from 13 exons. The record is from RefSeq and is a predicted model, not a curated record. Lineage: Eukaryota; Metazoa; Chordata; Actinopteri; Mugiliformes; Mugilidae. The coding region runs from base 238 to 2142 and encodes 634 amino acids.